Molecule: messenger RNA, 663 nt
Organism: Phialemonium atrogriseum
Lineage: Eukaryota; Fungi; Ascomycota; Sordariomycetes; Cephalothecales; Cephalothecaceae
Exons: 1
Coding region: 159-494 (111 amino acids)
Source: RefSeq, a predicted model, not a curated record
AGGUACCUAGGUACCUGUUUUAGCCCGUCACGUCCACGUCUUCACCACCUAACUUCCAUCGCGCGUUUCCUUCUCGCUUUCUCAUUCACCUGCUACAGCCACCAAAAUUUCCACGAGCAACCAACCCGACUCGCGGGCUUCUGCUUUUUCACACUGAUAUGGGCCAUCUCCCACGUCUGCCCAUAUUUGCACUCUUCCUUUUCCUCGUUGGGUCAGGGCGUCGAUAUGCAAUCUUAGGACCCAGGACAGAUAUCCGGGCCUUGUUGCGCAUGGAAUUUCAUGUCAUUAUCACCUCUCGCCCUGGCCCAACUUCUACCAACCCACAUCUUCGGGGAUCCAUCACAUUUCGGUUUUCCAUUUCCACUCUCACUGGCUCGAAAUACCAGUAUCUGCACAGCAGAGCACUGCAUUUCCACGCUGCUACCUCAUCCUCCCAAUACCUCUGUUGCUUGUUCCAAAUUUCAGCACCUGUCCAACGAAAACACUCCCUCUAGCUCGUUACCGUCCUCAUCCCAAUGCCUGCGGUGAAGAUACCUAGGGACUGAACCCAGUCCCCCGCUUGACCCCAGCUUGGCAGUCUGUCAGCUUGGCGGAUAUGAGAGCAAUUCAAGAACAGAGAUCUGAGCAGACCCCGUCUCCCCUCUGGGUAGUUCCCUACAAGCA